Microplitis demolitor is the source of this 717-nucleotide messenger RNA. RefSeq lists its product as uncharacterized. Bases 1 to 717 code for a protein of 238 amino acids. NCBI's taxonomy places the organism in Eukaryota, Metazoa, Arthropoda, Insecta, Hymenoptera, Braconidae. The transcript is spliced from 6 exons. The record is from RefSeq and is a predicted model, not a curated record.
AUGGGGAAUCAUGUCGGGCAUGAUGAUCCCGUGCUAAACUUACUUGACAAUAAAUAUCAAGAAAGAGAAGGACCAAGUGGUUCACAAAGACCAAGUGGCUCACAAACACAAAACGUCCGAGAGAGAGAACCAUUGAGAUCUUCGAACUUCAGGGCUCAAAAUGCUGAUCUUUCCCUAAUAGCAGCUGGAAUAAGACGAACACGUGGUGGUAAACCUCAAGUUCCAAGGAACCUCUCAGAAAUGGCUCCAAUGCUUAACAAUUACCGCCCUACUAAUGAGAUUUAUCAAGGAAGCGUUAACGGAAUGGAUAAUUCCUCAGCAUAUCUUUUUGCAAAUAACGAAAUGCUACGAGAGUUUAGCAGGGAAAAUGUCAUUUAUCUUGAUACAUCUGAUGAAUUAGCUCCAAGAGCUCCGCGGAUGCUAAGCCACUUAUUGAUGACUAUUCCGGUAAUAUUAUGCCUGUGCAGCCAUCGGUCCACCGAAUUAUACCGUGCGAUUUCUGACUUCAUAAAAAAUCGUGUGCCUCAGUUAUGUGAUAAUCUUCAGCUUGUCGUGCCCAGUUUGGAAUAUUCUUUGGUAAGCUCUGUAAGAGAGAGCUUUCCGUUUUGCCACAUAAGACUGACGUGGAUGCAAGUGAUGAGGAACUUUACGCGUUACUGGUGUUUUAACCAGCUACCUUUUCGUUUAAACAACCAAUUUCCGACACGAAGCGGUUAA